AUGAAAAUGAAAAGUAUUAGAGUUUUGCAUGUACUUGUUGUCCCUAUCGUACUCUUCUUGGUUUGUUCCCAGAAUUCUAUGGCACACAGGAGAUCAAUGCUGUCCAUUUCUAAAAAACCUGACCCAAAUGAUGCUAUUGCCACCGCUCGGAUGUCAACUGGAUGGGGUGGGGGCGGAGGAUGCCUUCCCUCCCCAUUCCCAAACCUUAGAUUUGCUGAAAGCACAAUCUCAAUUGAUUUGGGUGGAGCACCCUGGGGGAAUGUGGUAUCAUUUAGUGAUGGGAUACCUGACCAAGGCACUGGCAUCCCAUACUUUUACUUGACAAAUUUGGAUCCAACAGUAAAAAAUGCAUUGAAAGACCAAAGAGCUUCCUUUACAGUCAGUGAAUAUCCUCUUGGGACCUGUGGCAAGAUAGACCCAGAGAAUCCUACCUGCUCAAAAAUUACUCUAACAGGAAAGCUGAUAUUGGUUGAUGAAAAGUCCAAAGAAGCUGAAUUUGGCAGAAAUGCAUUGUUUUCCAAGCAUUCAGAGAUGAAAGGCUGGCCUACGGAUCAUAACUUUCAAGUCUACAAAUUGGAGAUUGAAAAUAUAUUCUUAAUUGAUUGGUUUGGUGGUCCAAAACCUUUAACAGUAGAUGAGUACCUAAAGUGGAAAGGACAUUGAGAUAGCAUAGCUGUUACUUAGACCUCUCAAUUAAAUAAGCAAACAUCUAUCUAUCUAUCUAUUCUUAUCAUAUAAAAGUUGAUAUAAACCUAUUAUAGAAUAAGCUUGUUAAUGAAAAGAAACAUAACUUCUUAGAA
Arachis duranensis is the source of this 800-nucleotide messenger RNA. RefSeq lists its product as uncharacterized. Bases 1 to 663 code for a protein of 220 amino acids. The record is from RefSeq and is a predicted model, not a curated record. Lineage: Eukaryota; Viridiplantae; Streptophyta; Magnoliopsida; Fabales; Fabaceae. The transcript has 6 exons.